Pipistrellus kuhlii (Kuhl's pipistrelle) is the source of this 1451-nucleotide messenger RNA. RefSeq names its product cancer/testis antigen 47A (gene CT47C1). The transcript has 3 exons. The coding region runs from base 7 to 1188 and encodes 393 amino acids. NCBI's taxonomy places the organism in Eukaryota, Metazoa, Chordata, Mammalia, Chiroptera, Vespertilionidae. The record is from RefSeq and is a predicted model, not a curated record.
AACAGCAUGUCAAUCCUCACUUCCCAGCCAAUGAACAUGAAGCUUGUAAGAAGCAGACACGGCCCUUUGUUGACUCAUCUGGCCCCACCCCCGUGGCGUGGGGAAGCCUUGGUGGGUGUUUCCGGCCAUCCACCCCUGCCUAUCAGAGGCCGUUGCCCACUUGACAGACAGCUCCUCCACUGCCCCGCCCCCUCCCAUGAUCCUCCUGUCAGCGGCCUCCUCUCCCUGGCAGCCAUCUUGACCAGCGACGCCACAGCCCUAUCGCUGCCGGUUGAGGUACUGUCCGCUGGCAUGUCUGACAGCGAUGACGGAAGCCAGGCCCCAGGUGGCCAGGAGAGCCCCGUGGGCGUGGUGGGAGCCUGGGUCAGGGAAGAUGGAGAGCAGGAUGCCCUGAUCCUCAGCUCCGGGCCCCAGGGGGACGGGGAUGACGCCGCUGCCGCCAUAGUGGCCGAAGAAGUCGCAGAGGCCAUGGAGAGCCUGGGGGAGGAGGCCGGGGCAGUGGGAGACCCUGAAAGCAGCACCAGUGAGGAGGAUUCUGACAUUGGCCCAGCUGAGGAGAAAGAGGAGGGAGAGGAGGAGGAGGAAGAGGAGGAGGAAGAGGAGGAGCAGGAGGAGAACUUGGUGCCAGGCCAGAACAUGGUGAUGGACCCCAACCAGUUACCUUUGGCUGGUUUCCACAUUGUGUUCCCUGAUCUGGUGCGCACAAUGCUGCGCCGCCUGUACCACAAUGACCACAUCCUCGUGCGUCCCCACGGAGGCCGCAGUAUCAUCCUGCCCAGACAUCACCUGCCAGGUCAGGCGGCCCAGAUUCGCAUGCCAGAUGCCUCUGGAGAGGGUGCUGCAGCUGUGCUGCCUGAGGACUUCAGCAACAGAGCCGUAGGUUCUGGAGAGGGGUUCCCUGCCCCAGAUCCUGAGGACAAAGUGGAGGCCAAGGUGGAGGAGGAGUCUGCGCCUGGGGAGAUGGCAGAGGAGGCACAGGAGGAGCCCACGCAGGAGGCCGAAGCCCCCCAGGAAACAACUGAAGAAGAGGCCCAGGGUGCUGAAAGUAAGGAAGACAACGAGGAGGGGAACAAAAAACAGGAACCUGAAAAGAAUAUGGAUCCAGCAGAGAGCAGGUCCAGAAAAUCCAGGUAUCUGUGUGUAGCUUUGAAUAUCAUACAACCAUUUCUGGCGUUUACCUGUUACUGACAGCAAUUCUCCCAGUAAAUUAAUUAAGAAAAAAACAUUUGUUUAAAACUAGCUUUAAAAUUCAAUUUUAUCUACUUAGAACGUUAAUAGACUACUCAUACAACUAGUAAUAUAAAACACAUUAUUACUGAACUAAACUUCAUGGCUACUCAUUUGUUCUCAUGAAGGCUUCUGUCUACUACCUGUAAAGACUAACGAAUGGUAAAUAUAUCAGUACCUAAGGCCAAUAUUUGUUUAGAAAACAGUUACUAGAUACAGCAGCU